Molecule: messenger RNA, 1472 nt
Organism: Neltuma alba
Lineage: Eukaryota; Viridiplantae; Streptophyta; Magnoliopsida; Fabales; Fabaceae
Product: thioredoxin reductase NTRB-like
Exons: 2
Coding region: 16-1119 (367 amino acids)
Biological process (GO): removal of superoxide radicals
Cellular component (GO): cytoplasm
Molecular function (GO): thioredoxin-disulfide reductase (NADPH) activity
Source: RefSeq, a predicted model, not a curated record
AAAGUCAGUUAAAAUAUGCGCCCGUACCCUAGACCUUGGAAGAAGCUCUUUACCAAAGCUUGUAGCCUCGUCGGUCUCGGACUCGCAACCUCUUUCUCUUCUUCUUCUUCAGCGAAGCUUGCCGCCAUGGAUGAUCUCAAGAUUCUCAAAACCAAGCUUUGCAUCAUCGGAAGUGGGCCUGCUGCGCAUACAGCUGCCAUUUAUGCUGCUCGUGCCGAGUUAAAGCCUAUCAUGUUCGAAGGUUGGAUGGCCAACGACAUUGCCCCCGGUGGUCAACUCACUACUACCACGGACGUCGAGAAUUUCCCCGGAUUUCCUGAUGGUAUUAUGGGCCACGAGCUCAUGGAUCGUUGCCGGAAACAGUCAGAGCGAUUCGGCACCGAGAUCUUCACUGAGACUGUGUCGAAGGUAGAUUUCUCACGCAGACCAUUUAAGGUUUUCACCGAUUCCAAAACCGUGGAAGCCGAAUCGGUUGUCGUCGCCACCGGGGCCGUGGCCAAGCGAUUGUCGUUUCCUGGCUCUGGCGAUGGUCCCACUGGGUACUGGAAUCGGGGCAUUUCGGCCUGCGCAGUUUGCGACGGUGCUGCCCCCAUUUUCAGGGGCAAACCUCUGGCGGUAAUUGGUGGCGGGGAUUCGGCUAUGGAAGAAGCCACCUUCUUGACUAAGUAUGGUUCUAAAGUUUAUAUCAUUCACAGGAGGGAUGUAUUUAGAGCUUCCAAGAUUAUGCAGAGCAAAGCGUUGAGUAAUCCUAAGAUUGAAGUGAUAUGGAACUCAACCGUCGUGGAAGCAUAUGGGGAUAAAUCUUUGAAGGGGCUCAAGAUAAAGAAUGUAGCAACUGGCAAUGUGUCGGAUUUGAAUGUUUCCGGAUUGUUCUUUGCUAUUGGACACGAGCCUGCUACGAAAUUCUUGGAUGGCCAGCUUGAACUCGAUUCUGAUGGCUACGUUGUGACUAAGCCAGGGACCACAAAGACCAGUGUCGAGGGAGUUUUUGCUGCUGGGGAUGUCCAGGACAAGAAGUAUAGGCAAGCUGUUACAGCCGCAGGCUCUGGGUGCAUGGCAGCUUUGGAUGCCGAACACUACCUGCAGGAAGUCGGGUUUCAGGAGGAUAAGGCUCCAUGACUAUCUAGGGUCCUCCCAGAGCUCAAAAGACGCUUAAUUAGAAGUAAUGUGUGAUUAUUAGAAGAAUGAAGAAAGGCCUUCCUGAGCCAAAUUAGAAACUUCCCAUGUAUGUUGGCAUUCAUUAUCUGACUGCAAAGUAUCAUAAACUUGCAUGAUAUUUUCAGAUAGGCAAAUAACUUUUCUGCUGUAACUCCAUGAUGAAUAUUGUGGACGCAACGAAGCACAAUGCGGAUCCCCUCCGUGGAAUGUGUAAUAUGAUUUAUUGGGCCUAUGGCAUUGAUUUAUCAUUGAUUGUUGUACUUGAUCUCCAGAUUUGUGAUGAUACAAAAAUAUUUGCUUUCAUUUUGGCAUAA